Molecule: messenger RNA, 282 nt
Organism: Miniopterus natalensis
Lineage: Eukaryota; Metazoa; Chordata; Mammalia; Chiroptera; Miniopteridae
Gene: C14H10orf53
Product: chromosome 14 C10orf53 homolog
Source: RefSeq, a predicted model, not a curated record
AUGCCCAAGAAUGCGGUGGUCAUCUUGCGCUAUGGCCCAUACAGUGCUGUUGGCCUAUCUGUGGAGCACCGCACCUUCCGCCUGGAGGGCUUGCAAGCUGUGCUGGCUGCAGAUGGACACCAGGUCAUUCUAGAGAAGAUAGAAGACUGGAAUGUGGUAGAGCUCACGGUGAAUGGAGAAGUCGUCUUCCACUGCAACAUCAAAGACCUGGAAUUUGGAGGCGAUGGAAAACUAGACCCUCUGUGCCAAGAGGCCAGGGUAGCCGUGCUAAAUGCCUACUGA